Molecule: messenger RNA, 570 nt
Organism: Ziziphus jujuba (common jujube)
Lineage: Eukaryota; Viridiplantae; Streptophyta; Magnoliopsida; Rosales; Rhamnaceae
Product: NAC domain-containing protein 2
Exons: 1
Coding region: 1-570 (189 amino acids)
Biological process (GO): system development; regulation of DNA-templated transcription
Molecular function (GO): DNA binding
Source: RefSeq, a predicted model, not a curated record
AUGGCGUUGGAGGAGAGCAUGGUACCAAGGGGUUGUUCAUUUAGACCCACCGACGAUGAACUGGUGGGCUACUAUCUGAUGAACAAAGCAACUGGAUGUCCAUGUCCAGACCUUGCUAUGAUUCUUGAGUAUGAUUUCUUAGGCGACAAGGAACCAUGGGAAAUCUGGAAUUUGUUUCAACCAUGCAUCUUUCGCUACUGGGAUGCUCAUCAUGAAGAUCUCUACUUCUUCACAAAGCUCAAGAAGUCCAAUCCAAGAGGGAAAAGAAUCUGCCGGAAAGUUGGUUCCACCGGCGGCACGUGGAAAGGUCAAGACUCCGGCAGCGAAGUUUACGACGACCUAAGUAAACAAGUCAUCGGUUUAAAGAAAAGGUUUCAAUAUCAGAAGGCCAAGACAGAAGAAGAUGAUGAAGAAGAUGAUGGAGUUAGUUGGAUUAUGUUUGAAUAUUGCCUUGCUGGUUCACUUGCUAUGAUCAAUAUUGAUUAUGUUCUCUGCCAAAUCCGAAAGAAAUUCCCCACUCAACAUAAUCACAAGAUAAACAUGUACACCAACAUAUCGUACAUGCAGUGA